AUGUUACUUAAAAGGACUCCAUUAGGUGUUUUCAAAAUAAAAGGAUUACACCAAGCAUAUGGUGACGACUCGUAUCUGCAUAUGAGCCAAAAGCAUGACGAAACGUCUUGUGCUGCAGCCUCUCGUGGGAAAUCUGUGGUUGAUUUCACUGGCCGUUUAAUUAAUGGGAGUUUACGAUAUCGUACGUCUGAUGAGCUACAAUCAACUUUCUCAACACCGCCCCCACGGAACUCUCGAAAACGUGACAAAGACUCUGAUGAAUGUUCAACAACCUGGGCUUCAAGGUUAAAGCAACUUCCAUGUUAUCUACAGCUGCCUCCUAUAUCUCUACCUGCUCGACUAGAUGCAGUGGCUAUCGACUAUCUCCGAGAGCAUUCUCUUUCUUCCCCGAAGGCGAUCGAAGAUCGUUCUAAAAUUCUUACAAACUAUUUGUGGUCGCGCCCUCUUAUGUCUGAGGAAAAAGUUAUCCGUAAAUCGUCGAAAAUUGAGGACUCCGGGGACUUGGAUUCAUGGGACGAAGACGAAGGUCUGAUGUUCGCUCUGAAGAACUUUACUUCUCAACGUGAAGCCCAAAUUAGUAGAGAAUCGGAUUUAAAGUCAUGGAAAUCACUAAGUUACUCUGGGCAUACUUGUGAGCUGUACCUUGUCUCACGUUUGGCACCCAACUUUGCUACCGUUUGCCGCGUCUUGUACGAAAUCCGUAAACGAUGCCCAAGUUUUAUUCCAAAGUCAUUAUUUGAUUUUGGCUCUGGGCUCGGAACAGUCACCUGGGCGACAAACACAGUCUGGCCAGUUGGUUGCGUACGCCAUCAUUAUCUGGUGGAACCAUCAUUACAUAUGACACGAAUAUCGGAGUUUAUGUUUCAAAAGCAGGGGAGUGUUCAACCCUCUGAAUUUGUGUUUCCUGGUGUUUACCAUCGCCGCUUCAUGCCUAGUACCAAGAAUCAAUAUAAUUUGGUAGUCUGUGCUAACACUUUACUGGAAAUCCCAUGCAAAUCUUCUCGUUCACGUGUUAUUUCAUCAUUGUGGGAGAAAACAACUGAUUUUCUGGUCUUUAUUGAACAAGGAACAAAGUCCGGAUUUCAGGCAAUACUUGAAGCAAGGGACUUUUUGCGCACAAAUGGGGGACCUGAUGUUCAUAUUUUCAGUCCAUGUCCUCAUGUGCAGACUUGUGGAAAAAAGGAUUCCAACUGUAACAUUGUUGUACGAUAUUACAACUUUGGAUUAACGCGAGUAAGUAUUCAUUUAUUUGAUAUUGAACAAAGAAAUAGGAGAACCAUUGACCGAAUUCCAUAAUUUUUUAAAAUAUUUUGUUGAAUUAUUUAUCUUGUUGACUUUUAGAAGGGAUAAAUUAGUUAUAUGUCAAGUCUAAUGUUAGGAAAUUGUUGAUGUCUAUUGAGACUAUUUACUCUGAAGAAGUGGCUUACAUUAAGUCGCGAAACAUCAGAAAUACAAUUUUUCUACUCAUUAGGGUAUAACAAAAAUAUAUUUAUUAUGAAGUUGUUAAUAUUUCUUAUGAUGAAACUUGUCGAUCAAUAGCAUUUUCGUUCAGAUACACUGAACACAGUUAUUAUACAUUAUCAAGUUAAUGUUCAACUCUUUGUUAUGUGUAAAGCCCACAUUUAAAUCGUGUAGUUACUGUACACUCAACAAGAUAGUGUCUCAUCAUCAUUGUUUUUUACUGUGCACCCGACUGUUUAUUUUAUACCUUUCUAUAUUGUUUCACACUAAGUUAUAUAGAACUAUUUCGCUCAUUUUCCUUUAAUUCAAACGGUAGUAUUUUCUAAUGUUAUUGAUUUUCAGUUCAAAAGUGAACCGUCUAGCGAGCUCAUUUCUUAUUUGGUUGUAUCAAAGGGGGAUUGGCGAAGACAUCAAGUCCCAGUCGUAAAACCUGAACCUGACCAAUUGCCUCGGAUUGUUACUCAUAAACUAUUCAAACACGAUCAGCCCAUUCACGAUAUAUGUAUGCCUUCCGGUGCAGUUGAACGUGUUCUAUUCCCUAAACAACAGACUGAUGCGGAAAGAAUAUUAAGACUCAAUAUAGUUCACGAAGCAACAGUUCGAGGCUGUAUUAGUGGUAAUACAAGGGAAAGCAAUACUUGUUGAGAAAGGAAGAUAUUAUCUGAAUUGAACCAAUCCCAAUGAUUGGCAACCGGUGUUUACUAUAGGUAAGAUCAUCUAUUUGAAGCAAACUAAUACGUGAUAGAAAUCUCUUUACCGGUGAAAGAAAUAUAAAGUGACAUCGAACCACUCAAUUAUUAUUAUAUGUUUCUUCAUUCCUUUGUCAUUGCC
Molecule: messenger RNA, 2292 nt
Organism: Schistosoma curassoni
Lineage: Eukaryota; Metazoa; Platyhelminthes; Trematoda; Strigeidida; Schistosomatidae
Source: the annotation of a GenBank genome assembly